Messenger RNA from Plasmodium cynomolgi strain B, 2389 nucleotides. RefSeq lists its product as hypothetical. The annotation marks the transcript as partial. The transcript has a single exon. The record is from RefSeq and is a predicted model, not a curated record. NCBI's taxonomy places the organism in Eukaryota, Apicomplexa, Aconoidasida, Haemosporida, Plasmodiidae.
GAGCAUACUGCCCGAUGAGGCCACGGAAAGGAAGAUCCUAGAUGAAAGUUACACGAUGUUGUGUCGUAACGAAAAACUGGUGAGACAACUGAACAAACUGGGGAGGAUAAUGGUACCCCGCAAGAGGAAGAAGGGGCAAUGGUACUUCCAUUUUGAAUACAGCACAAAUGUCGAGCAAAAAUUUGUACAGAAAGAGAAGAAAAAUUUUAAAGAAAUGUGGAAAACAGUUGUUAGGCAGGAUUAUAUAAAAAAAAUUAUGAACAUUUUUGAAGGGCAGAAUUUUAUUAGUGGGAGUAACGGAGGAGGAGGGUCUCGGGGACCUCCUUAUCCUUGUUACUUCGUCUUGGGGGCGGAAGGCGUGGGGAAAAAGUUUUUCAUACAAAAGGCGAAGGAUAUCUUUUUAAGAAGACCACCCCAUGUGGGUAGCGAGCCAAAUGGAUACCCUCCACGAGGAGGAAACCAAAAUGGUGUUCCACACAGAGAGCAACUACAUGGAGGAGAAAAAGGAAGCAGAAGAAGUAUUUUUUUCGAGUACGACUUUAAGGACGUAAACCAAAACGAAUCGGUUAUCCCCUUCUCUGUGAAGUUGCACAAGCUGGAAGAGUUCCUAAGGUACAAAUUGAUGAAAGAAGUAAACAGCGAUGUGACAAAUGGAAAGAUAAAUAUGAGAGACAUUUAUGAGCAGUUCAUCAUGGGGGGGAGAGAAGAAAAAGAGGAGGACCCCCUUAUUGCGAAAUUCCCAGUCCUAUUCAAACACAUAUUAAACACCCCUCAAAUGUAUGAUUAUUUAAAUGACCAAGACAGGAAGAACAUCACAAAGUGGAUAAACCUGUUGGAGAUGAAUAACUACAAAUAUGAUAAUUUUCUUUCCUUUUUAACAAUCCUUUUGAGAAAAUUAAAUGUAAAAUGCUUUGUACAUGAGUUGAAUGAAUUCAGCGCUUUUUUAUAUUUUUUAAAAAUGGUAGCAGAGUGUGAAGAGUAUCAAUACUGUAUGAACAACUCGGAGGGAAUACUUACCGAUUUUACCAGUGGGUUAUUCCUCUAUCGUUAUUUUUUGUCAUUAAUUAAUUUUUUACGAAACAAAUAUGGAUAUAAUUUCUGUUUCGUUUUCUACAAUUUGCAUUUUUUCCUUUUGGGUCCUCAGCCCAUGCGCAAUUUUCACUUUUUUGCCAAAUGGUGCGAAGAGAAUGUGGACAGACACAACGUCCCCGUCAUUUUUCAUUCCAUUAAGAAUAUCGAGAUGAUGAAGUUUGUGUUCGUUUUUAACAACCUGGUGUUGAGGCAGGUUGGGGGGGGCACCUUCAGGGUUGGAAGUAGUGGCAGGGUUGGAAGUAGUGGCAGGGAUGGAAGUAGUGACAGGGUUGGAAGCAGUGACCGGGUUGGAAGCAGUGACCGGGUUGGAAGCAGUGACCGGGUUGGAAGCAGUGACCGGGUUGGAAGCACUGUCCGUGGUAGCACUCGUGACGGCGCAGAAAAAUCACCGCAAAUAAACCCAGUGCCAGUGGGGGAGAGUGACUUCCCCCCCAACUUCCACAACUUGGCGAUGAAGGAGCUACAAAACUAUCACCUCAUAAGGGAAAACCUAAUCGAAAUAAACGACCUUUCCUACGACAUGGUGAGGUGCUUAAUCAUUCCUAAUUAUGUGAAGGACGAAAAGGUGGCCAAGUGUAUUUACAACAUCAUAGGGGGAAAUGCCCACUUAGUAAAAACAGUAUGUAAGGGGCUACACGAUCUGAACAGCCAGUUUGAUGAAGACCAAAUGAGGAACAAAAUUGAAAUGGAAAAAAAAGAAAAGGUUACGUACGACAUGGAUGAAGAAGGUCAAAUCAACGUAAGGAGUAACACUAUCGAAGAAAUUCUGCAACAUCGAAUGUUGGAGCAGCAAAAAGGGUUUUUAAAAAAUAUACAUGAAGAUAUUCUACACACAUUUAUCCUCGACUUCGAGAGGAAAGUACGCACCUUCUUUAGUCUCCCCCAUGUUGAACGGCUAAAGAGGAAAAGAAACUCCACACAGGGAGGAGGGGGAGGGCAACAAAUUGAAAGGGAAGAAACACCAAAAAAGGAGGGGCUAACCUAUAUCCAAUUUUACUUCACCAUUUUUGAAGCUAUCAAAUAUUUUUUAAAAAAAAAAAAAAUCUUUUGUAAAAAUAUAAUAAAUCUGAAUAACCCCAUCUUGCUUGGACUCAUUGAUGUGAAUAUCAUUCAGUACAACUAUGAGCAUGGGUACCUCGAGCUGACCAACCAGCUUUACGAAGUCCUGCUGCUUAACUACAUGGAUAUGAAGUACAGGCAAUUUCCUCUGAAGUACAAAGCCCAGUACAAUAUUAAUUAUGUACUUAACUAUAAGAUAAUCCAGCACGAGUUUAAUUUGCUGGAGUCUCAGGCGUAG